CGAAAUUUGGGGAAAACGUCGUUUCAAUUUCUGGCAGCACCAAACGGCAACACGUGCGGUCGUGCCGUACUGUAUUCAAUAUACACAGCUCACUUAUUUUUCGCAACUAAAAGUUGAAUUAGCCGGACCAUGGUGACGCGCAAGAAGCCAGUUAAGCGCAACGCCGAGGCGGCCGAAAUCCAGGUCGAAGAGGAGGAGGAGGCAACGCAGCCGAAGGUGGCCAAGGAGUUGAUGGUGGUUGCCCAGGAGGUGAAAAUCAUUCGUGCCCUUGCCUGCAACGAUGUGGUGGAGCGGAAUCGCCAGAUCCGCAUUCUGCGCAAGUGGUUCAAGGCGCGGGCCGGUAGCUCCUUCCCCUUCAACGAGGACGACUUCAUGCGCAUCUGGAAGGGAUUGUACUACACUAUGUGGAUGUCAGACAAGCCGCUGGUACAGGAGGAGCUGGCCGAGCAGUUGGCCCAAAUGGUGGACAGCUUCGGCGGCAAUACGGCCUGCAGUCUGGCCUACUUUAGUGCGUUUAUGCGCACAAUGUGCCAGGAGUACUUUGGCAUAGACCAGUGGCGAAUGGACAAGUUUUUGAUGCUCACCCGCCGCAUGGUGCGAUAUCUACUGAGACUGCUCAAACAGAACAACUGGGAGUCGGACCUGAUCGACGCCUUCAAUAGCAGCAUGCAACUUUCCGUGCUGUCAGAGCAACCCAAAAGUCGUGGCAUGACCAUGCACUACCUAGAUGUUUUCUUUGAGGAGCUGGCCAAGGCGGCCGAUGGUGAGAUCACCGCUGCUCAGGUCAAUCUGUUUUUGCGUCCGUUUGUCACCUACAUUGCUACACAACGCGAUGCCAAGCUGGUGGCACAGUGCCGCACAAGGGUGCUCUAUCAUCUGCUGUACCAGAGCGACUUGGGACGAGAGUACAGCGAAAAGUACAAUGCCUGGAAGCUGAUGGGCUUCCCCACCGCCUCUAUUGAUGACAUCGAGAAACUAGAUUCUGGAUUUGACGAGGAGGAUGACGAGGGCAACGCUGAGGAGGAGCAGCCGCGGGCCACAUCCUUGGAUCCGCGAGCGGGUAACGUGGAUGUUCACAUGCCGGAGCUGCCGCUUAACGCUGAUUGCGUUCUGGAUGAACUGCAGACGCAGCUACGCACCAACGAUUUUAACAGCAAGAGACGCAAGGGACUGCGCAAAAUUAUCCAGAUCUUUGAGACUUACAAGGGAGGGGAGUUCCCACUGGGCGUGAGGACAAUGCCAAAAGUAGAGGGACAAACUCUGUCGGAAAUGGUGGAGCAAAAAGUGACUGCCUUAGAUAAGAUGGAGGACGAGGUCUUUGGAACUGGAAGAAAACUAAAGAAGCUCAACAAGUCCAAGCGCAAACGCCUACUGCAGUCCAUAAACUUUGAGGAGGUGGACGAGCACAACUACGAUGAGGUUAUUAGCAAGGCUCUGCCUCCUGAGUUGCAGAAGAAGGUGAAUCACAAUGCAAAGGUGCGUUCCAGCAUAAACGACGCCUGGGUGGUAGAAGAGGUCAAAGAGACCGAUACAUCGGCGGCCAAGCCCAAGUCGAAGAAAGCUAAAAAGGAAGAAUCGCUCGAGCCGAAAAAAGAUGACCAGACGAAGGUGAAGAAGAAAAGCCAGCUUAAGCCCAAGAAGGAACACUCUAAGCCCAAUAAAGAGGAGCAAACGACUUCCAAGGCACAGAAGGAAGAGCCUGCGAAGACCAAGAAAGUUGACCACCCUAAGCCCAAGGAGGAGCAGUCCAAGCUGAAGACAGUGGAGCAGCCCACGCCCACAACCAAGGAAGAGGGGCCGUCCAAGGCCAAGCCGACACCCAAAACGAAAGCUGCCGGUAAUGAUGAUGAUGCCACUACCCCGCAGUCAGCCAACGGCUGGGAUGCCCCUUUAGAGGCCGGUGAGCAGGACAUCUUUGUUCCCUCUCGAAAACUGCAACUGAAGCAGGCCAACAGUAAGCUGCAGAAGUCCACACCCAAGCAGCCUGCGCGUAUACAGUUUGCCACUCCGCAAACGGGCAGUGCCAAGCGUGUGCGGAUCGUGACCAAGAGCAACUGCGUCUACCCCAAGAGCGAUUACUACCGACAGCUGAAGCUGUCUCCGCAGGUGCCCUACGACGCCGAACGUUUACCCGGCAAGAGUGCCCUUAAGCCACACGUGUUACCGGGACCGAUUCAUCCGAACUUCAAGGCCAAGCGCCUGUUUAACGACACUCUGUGACGAUGCGUCUAGUGGCUGCGACUGGGAUCGGGACAGGAUGAGGAAGAUUAACUUGGACUUGGUGCUCUGGUGGACGACGAAGAUGGGAGCGCUUCACAUACUUCACAUCCUACUUCCUGACAUGGCUUUGGAGAUUAAGAUAGCACAUCCACGAUAGGCAUGUCUUAUGCUGGUUUUUUAACGCGUCUAUACAUACACGAACGCUUUCAUGCAAUAUUUUGCUCUUUUAAAAUGUUAGAGCCCCUUUGUUUACUUUGGAGUGCACUGUUACCAUGCUUAAAUAUUUCAAUUUUCCGAAAUAGUUGACAUUUUUGUAGCAUUGUGCGAUGCUUUGACUAAACAAUGUAAGGUUUACUAAUUUCUACUUAAAUAAGAUCCGCAUAAGACAUGUACUAAAUGUAAUCCCCUAAUGUUUUAGUAGUUACAAUUACUAUUACUAUUGCUUGUAGGCCAUUUUAUGUUCAAGCUAUCCUCUGAUCUGAGUUGAUAUUGAAAUAAAAGCAAACGUAGUAUAUGUAAAAUUAAAUACGAA
This is a messenger RNA of Drosophila teissieri, 2752 nucleotides long. RefSeq names its product ribosomal RNA processing protein 1 homolog (gene Nnp-1). Gene Ontology annotation, cellular component: preribosome, small subunit precursor; nucleus; preribosome, large subunit precursor. The record is from RefSeq and is a predicted model, not a curated record. The transcript has a single exon. NCBI's taxonomy places the organism in Eukaryota, Metazoa, Arthropoda, Insecta, Diptera, Drosophilidae. Gene Ontology annotation, biological process: rRNA processing. The coding region runs from base 130 to 2220 and encodes 696 amino acids.